AUUUCCAAAUGUAUAGGCAUAUCAUGAGUCCUGGUUGGACCCUGGGAUGGAAUUGGGCUAAGAAAGAAGUGAUUUGGUCGAUGGUGGGAGCCCAAACCACUGAACAAGGAGAUUGUUCUAAGUUCAAAGGAGGAAACCAACCACAUUGUUGCAAGAGAAACCCUGUGGUGGUUGAUUUGCUUCCUGGAGUUCCUUACAACCAACAGAUCUCCAAUUGUUGUAAAGGCGGUGUGGUGUCUUCGUGGGGCCAGGAUCCCUCUGCUGCUGUUUCGGCUUUUCAAGUGAGUGUCGGCCUUUCGGGCACUUCCAAUAAAACUGUCAAACUGCCAAAGAACUUCACUUUGCUCGCCCCAGGACCAGGCUACACUUGUGGUCCGGCAACAAUUGUGCCGUCUACUGUCUAUCUUACCCCUGAUCGUAGACGAAAGACUCAAGCUUUAAUGACAUGGAACGUGACAUGCACAUACUCUCAGUUUUUGGUAUCCAAGCAUCCACGUUGUUGUGUAUCCUUUUCUUCCUUCUACAAUCAAACCAUCACCCCAUGCCCAUCUUGUUCAUGUGGUUGCCAAAAUAAAGACAGAUGUAUCAAGAGCGAUUCAAAGAAGCUGAGCAUGGUGGGGAUAAAUACUCCAAGAAAAGAUAACGAGCCACUGCUACAAUGCACUCAUCACAUGUGCCCCAUACGUGUGCACUGGCACGUGAAGCAAAACUAUAAAGACUAUUGGCGUGUAAAGAUGGCUGUCACCAACUUCAAUUACAGGCUCAACUAUACACAAUGGACUCUUGUGGCCCAACACCCAAAUCUCAACAAUGUGACCCAAGUUUUUAGCUUCGAUUACAAGCCUCUAGUCCCCUAUCAAUCUAUAAAUGACACUGCUAUGUUUUAUGGAAUGAAGUUCUAUAAUGAUUUGUUAAUGGAAGCUGGACCAACCGGAAACGUGCAGUCGGAGGUGCUUAUGCAGAAGGACAAGAACACGUUUACGUUUAAGCAGGGAUGGGCUUUCCCUCGGAAAGUUUACUUCAAUGGGGAAGAAUGUCGGCUUCCUCCGCCUGAGGAAUACCCAUCACUGCCAAACUCCGCCACCACCGAAUCAAUCAUGAUUUCAGCCAUGGCAGCUUCUGCAUUUUGGUUCCUACAGGUUUUCAUUUGGUGACAUUCGUGUUUUUGUAAUGGCUAGUUCAGUCAAGAUUACAUACAUGUGUGCAUCUAUAUUGAAUUCGUAUGACAGUUUUGUUGACUAAACAAAUGGAUCUUAAAC
Messenger RNA from Cynara cardunculus var. scolymus (artichoke), 1259 nucleotides. RefSeq names its product COBRA-like protein 4. The coding region runs from base 9 to 1154 and encodes 381 amino acids. Gene Ontology annotation, biological process: cellulose microfibril organization; plant-type cell wall cellulose biosynthetic process. The record is from RefSeq and is a predicted model, not a curated record. The transcript is spliced from 4 exons. NCBI's taxonomy places the organism in Eukaryota, Viridiplantae, Streptophyta, Magnoliopsida, Asterales, Asteraceae. Gene Ontology annotation, cellular component: plasma membrane.